AGGCCAGGCCAGAGUCAGUCCCACCCAGGCCCCCUUUCCAGAAUCUAGGCUCCCAGGGACACUGGCAUUUUUCCUGGGGCUGCAGAGCCUCAGCCUCCAGCGGCAAGGACCUCCAGGAGAGUCUGUAAUGGUUUCCUCACAGUCAACGUCAGGAUGGUGGGGCAUCACUGCUCUGAGAAGGCUGGAAUCUGACCCUCGUGGCAUUGGGCCCAGUCUCCAUGGCAGCAGGGGAUUUAUUACCAGGCCUCCACCCAGCCUGGUGGACUUUCGACUCCAAGCCAGAGGAAAGAGAACCAAACACGGAACAAGGGGUGCCUGAAGAUGAGUACAAAGAAUGCUUCUCCCUGUAUGACAAGCAGCAAAGAGGGAAGAUUAAGGCCACAGAUCUUCUGGUGUCCAUGAGGUGCCUGGGGGCCAGCCCCACGCCUGGGGAAGUGCAGCGGCACCUGCAGACUCAUGGGAUUGACAAACAUGGAGAGCUGGAUUUCUCUACCUUCCUGACCAUUAUGCACACGCAAAUCAAACAAGAAGACCCAAAGAAAGAAAUCCUUUUGGCCAUGCUGAUGGCAGACAAGGAGAAGAAAGGUUACAUCAUGGCAUCUGAGUUGCGGUCAAAACUCAUGAAGCUGGGAGAGAAGCUCACUCACAAAGAAGUGGACGAUCUUUUCAAGGAAGCAGGCAUCGAACCAAACGGCCAAGUGAAAUAUGACACAUUUAUCCAAAGGAUCACCCUUCCUGUCCAAGACUACUGAGGGAGCUGAGAUCCAGGGAGCGGAGUAUGAGAGCUCCAGGGCCUGAAAACCCAAACUGAUUCAUUUUUUAAAAGGGAAAUCUAAGAUGGCAAACAUGACAAGAAGACCACGCGGCACAACUGCUGCAGGGACUAAGUACCAAUAAAUGAUGCCGCCAUGGUAUGACGCACCUGUAA
Peromyscus leucopus (white-footed mouse) is the source of this 928-nucleotide messenger RNA. RefSeq names its product calmodulin like 4 (gene Calml4). Lineage: Eukaryota; Metazoa; Chordata; Mammalia; Rodentia; Cricetidae. The coding region runs from base 219 to 752 and encodes 177 amino acids. The record is from RefSeq and is a predicted model, not a curated record. Gene Ontology annotation, molecular function: calcium ion binding; myosin heavy chain binding. The transcript is spliced from 4 exons. Gene Ontology annotation, cellular component: cytoplasm; myosin II complex.